Messenger RNA from Brugia malayi, 1434 nucleotides. Its product is annotated as UBX domain containing protein. NCBI's taxonomy places the organism in Eukaryota, Metazoa, Nematoda, Chromadorea, Rhabditida, Onchocercidae. The transcript has 11 exons. Gene Ontology annotation, biological process: proteasome-mediated ubiquitin-dependent protein catabolic process. Gene Ontology annotation, cellular component: nucleus. Gene Ontology annotation, molecular function: ubiquitin binding. The coding region runs from base 1 to 1434 and encodes 477 amino acids. The record is from RefSeq and is a predicted model, not a curated record.
AUGGCUGACAAUGAAGGGAUCCUCGCUGCACAAUUUCGAUCUGUUACUGGUUGUACGAAUGCGGUAGAGGCAUCCCAGUACUUGGAAAUGUGUAAUGGUAAUUUGGAAUUGGCCGUAAAUUUAUAUUUUCAACAACUCCAACCAUCAUCAUCAUCAUCAACAACGAUAAACGGUGAGGAAUCACCAGAUAUCAUUUGCAUUGGCAAGAAUGCAGGACGACGUAAUGCUACUGCAUCACAUCAUGCCAUAUGUGGAACAACUACAAAUUCUCGAGUUAACAAUACUGAUAAUGAUAUGUCAACAAUAGCUAACAGUGAUGUACGCGAGCCAAUAGCACCUGUACGUGGAGCUAUUAUUGAGCAAACAUUUGCGCAGCAGUACAAUCGACAAAAUGGGAGACAUGGUUCUUCAGUAUUUGAUACCGGUCGUGAUUUUCGUGCUGAAGCGGGAGAAAGAAUGGCUAUGUUACAAAACAGGCACAACACAUUCGAUUCGACCGUAGCUAAGCGUAUAACUCUUCAAAAUCUUUUUCGUCCUCCGAUAGAUAUUAUGUUCAAUGGUGAUUGGGAUGCUGUUCGAGUUGAAGCUCAGUUACGUGAACAAUGGCUACUUGUUAAUAUACAGGAUGAUCUGGAAUUCGCUUGUCAAACGCUUAAUCGUGAUUUGUGGUCCAAUUUAUCCGUAAAAGAACUUCUACGGUCAAAUUUUAUUUUUUGGCAGGUGCAUAAAGAUUCAGCUGAUGGGAAUAGAGUGAGUAAUUAUUACCGAAUUUAUACUUAUCCAGCUGUUUUCAUAGUUGAUCCACGUACAGGAGAACAGUUAAUUACGGUCGGUGCUAAAGACACUAUGUCUUUCUGUGAUCAAAUUACAACAUUUUUGGAUGCUUGUCCAGAUUUUGCUGCAAGAGACAAACAACUUACACUUACACCUACAUCAAGUAAUUUUGGACGGUUAAUGUCAAAGGAGAAUUGUGAACAUAAUCAAUAUACGGAUGUACAAAACUUAUCGCCAAAUCGAAAGCGUGUUCACUUUUCACAGCAAGACGAAAUGAUGGAUGAUGAGUGUAGUAAUUCAAAAAAACCUCGUGAAGGUAAUGAUCGAUCAGAUAUUGAUGGUAUAAUAGAUAGUGGUAGUAAACUAACAACAAUUGAUCGAGAUGAAUGGAUGAAAUGUGUUGGUAAGCCAGAUGGUCGUGGAUGCCGUCUUGUGCUAUCUCUACGUUUGCCGGAUGGUAAUCGUCAGAUGAUGGAAGUAGAAGAUACAACUACUCUCAAGGCUAUAUUUGUGCUUAUUGCUGGUCUUGGAUUUUAUCCAACAGAUCAUCAGCUUGUUCUCGAUUAUCCAAAACGAGUAUAUACCGAUCAGGAUCAUUAUCGUACACUUCGAGAGCUCAACUUUAGCAAAAGAGAGCUUAUUCAUGUGGAGAGACAGUGA